Messenger RNA from Zingiber officinale, 483 nucleotides. RefSeq lists its product as uncharacterized. The record is from RefSeq and is a predicted model, not a curated record. The transcript is spliced from 3 exons. The coding region runs from base 1 to 483 and encodes 160 amino acids. Lineage: Eukaryota; Viridiplantae; Streptophyta; Magnoliopsida; Zingiberales; Zingiberaceae.
AUGAAAGAGAUGAUCAAGUCGAGCGCCGGGAAAAAGGUAAAAGAGGAGAGGGAGGAACUAAAGCCGAAGAAGCUACCACCUCGUCUGAAGAGCAUGAUGUCGGCCAGGAAUUUAUUCUCCGGGAAGGACCUAUUGAGCCAGAUUUCCGAGUUCUACCACAAGCUCAAGAGAAUGGCAGUUGGAAGUAAGACUCCCGUCGGAGAAGAGGUCAAGAAGGAGGUCAACAAUGUAGCUGAAAGCCCUCAACAAGAUAGCAAGCUUCUGAUCCCAAAUAAACUGAAGAUUGUGAUCGAGAAAUCAACAUUUCUGAAGGAUGUUAGAGCAAAUCCUCCGACACUACAGAGUUUCCCUUACCCUCGCGGCGUAAAGAAGGAAAGGGAAGUUCUUCAAGAAGGUUGUAGCAAUGUGUCUGUUGCUGGUGAUUCUGGAGGGACUACAAUAGAUUUGUUCUGGUUUCUAAAAUCUUGUUCUUAUCUGGAGUAG